Molecule: messenger RNA, 3064 nt
Organism: Trametes versicolor FP-101664 SS1
Lineage: Eukaryota; Fungi; Basidiomycota; Agaricomycetes; Polyporales; Polyporaceae
Exons: 6
Coding region: 148-2487 (779 amino acids)
Biological process (GO): phosphorelay signal transduction system; regulation of DNA-templated transcription
Molecular function (GO): sequence-specific DNA binding; phosphorelay response regulator activity; DNA-binding transcription factor activity
Source: RefSeq, a predicted model, not a curated record
ACGGCCUCGCCCCUCUCCGCCCACACCCUCUCCGGCUCAUCAACUCUCCCCUGGUCACACCAGCGGUCCUCCAGCUCUCGUGACGACCUCCCCUCCGUCCGUCGCCUAUCCGAAUCUUCGCCACACCGCUCCCUCUCCGACCGAGAUAUGGCCCGCGACUCCUCUCACGAGCAUGACCACCACUCGUCACAUGUCAAGCAUGAGUCCGAGGACAGCAUGCCCUCCACCUCCGACUUUGUAAAGAAAUUGUACAAAAUGCUUGAAGAUACCUCCUUCGCCGAUGUUGUCGCAUGGGGGCCUCAUGGCGAUUGUUUCGUCGUGAAGGACAUGAACGAGUUCACAAAGUCCAUUCUCCCGCGCAUGUUCAAACAUUCAAAUUUCGCCUCCUUCGUCCGUCAACUAAACAAGUACGACUUUCACAAAGUCAAGAACACGGACGAUAACCAGUUCGGCGAACACAGCUGGACUUUCCGUCAUCCGGACUUCCACGCUGAUCGGCGAGACGCGCUUGAGAACAUUAAGCGUAAGGUCCCCGCCGCUCGCAAGUCCACCGGACGAGGAGCGAACUCACCCAGCCCCGCCUCCAACGCGAGCGUCGACGCGCUUCAGUCACAACUCGAACGAAUGUCGCGCGACCAGGAGGAAAUGGCGGCGCAUAUACGCUCCCUCGAGACCAACUACCAGAACGUGCUGUCAGAGAUGGUCAACUUCCAGCGCAACAUGGCGCAGCAGGACGGACUGAUGCAGAAUUUGAUACAAUAUUUCUUGCAGCUGGAGAAUGGCAAAGUGAAGACGGAGCAGCUCUCGAACCCCGCGCCAGGAACAUAUGCCCCGGAUCCGAACCCCUUUCUCCCCGCAACGGAGGCCCAACGCAUGAUGGGCGCCUACCCGGACGGCGACAUUGCGCGGGCCUCGCUCGCGCAGAUGAACGAGAUCUCCCGCCGCGCCGAGGUCGCGGGCAUGACGUUCAGCACAGGCAGCGCGGGCGGCCCGCCCAGGCCCUCCUCCCGCGCGUCGACUAUCAUGGCCGCGGCCGCGGGCCUAAUGCCUGGCGUGGACGCCCCAGCCCGGCCCAUGAGCCGCCAGGAUGCGCUCGCACGGAUUGAAGAGCUCUCGCGGAUGCGCCCGACGCCCUCCGCGGACCCGACCCAGGCUCAGGCCGGGGGCCAGGCCCAGAACCAGGGCCAGGCCGCCUCCUCUUCGUCGCCCGCAGCGCAGAAGGCGCGCCCCCAGGCAGCAACGCAGGCCGCCCAGCAAGCAUCAUCAUCCGCGUCGUCCUCGCAGCAGCAACAACAGCAGCAGCCGACCGCUGGGCCGUCGGCGCUGGACCCCGCCGCGUUCGACCCCACUGCGUUCCUGAUGGAGGACGCGGCGCGGUAUGGGUUGAGCGUCGACCCCAAUACGCUGAACCAUGAGGGUCUGCAGGUGUUCACGGUCGGCCACCUCCUUCCGCGGUCGUCGCUCGAGGAUGCGAACGGCAACUGGGCGUUCGACCCGAACGCCCUGUCGCAGGCGGUCGUCAUGCCCACACCAGAGGGCAUGGGCGGCGACCCUGAGGAGGAGGGCGAGAGCUCGUCACCCUCAGCGACCACAGUCCAGCCCACGCAGUUCCUCAGCGCGCCGACAUCGUCGGGAGGUGCGAACGGCGCCUCGCUAGGUGCAUCAGGCUCCACCGGAAAUGCGUCUGCUGCCCCUGGUGCGCGUCCAGCGAGUGCGCAGACACUGCGGGUGCGGAGGUCAACAUACGUUCCUGGUUGGGCGGUACCCCCGAGGGUGCUGCUUGUCGACGACGACGCGGUCAGCAGGAAGGUGUCCAGCAAGUUCCUGCAGAUCUUCGGUUGCACAAUUGACGUCGCCGUGGACGGCGUUGGUGCUGUUAACAAGAUGAACCUGGAGAAGUACGACCUUGUCCUAAUGGACAUCGUGAUGCCGAAGCUCGACGGUGUCUCCGCGACGUCGCUCAUCCGACAGUUCGACCACAUGACGCCCAUUAUUUCAAUGACGUCCAACUCGAAGCCGGCGGAAAUCAUGAAGUACUACUCUUCGGGCAUGAACGACCACUUGCCAAAACCGUUCACGCAACACGGCCUUUGGGAGGUGCUCGACAAGCACCUCACGCAUCUGAAGGUUAUUCAAACGCUUUCACGCGUGCCGCGCUCCGUCGGUGUACCUCCGCUCUCGGAUCCGUCAUUCGACAACGCUCUCGCGAUCCAGGCAGCGCAAGCGAGCAACCUUCCGCUCGGGUUCUCCCUGGGAGGCGAGGACGACGACGGGCGGAUCAACCCGCUCGCAGGCAUGGGCCUCACGGACGAGCAGUAUACCCUCAUCCUCCAGAACCUCGUCAACGGCGAGUCCUUCUCGGGCGUCAGCUCCCUCGAGGGCGCAAACGGUGCUGGGGGCAGCGGCGGCGAGUCGAGCAAGCGCCCCCUCGACGACGGCAGCGACGGCCGCGAGUCGAAGCGCAGCCGGUUCGAGAUUAUCGAGUGAGCGCCCUCGGAGAAAAGACGGGCGGUGGACGUGGCGGGCCCCCGUGCUGGAUCGGACGGAAAGAACGUGGAGGAGAGGGAUGGACAGAGCGCGGCCGCGGCGAGAGGCGCGCCGCUGCGGCGACCUGCAUGGACAGUGAACCUGCGGCUUGGACACGCCCCCACCCCCAGGCUUCAGGCGCGGUGGCCUCCCGGGCCGCGUCCGUCUCCGCUCUGCAGCCCCUCGCGUGCGAGGUCUCGAGAAGCCUCCGCGGCCGCAGCUGCCUUCGCGGCGUGGCGGUGGUGUUUGGGUGGGUGGGACCGCCGGCGCUCUGCUACAACAUCUUUAUCUUCUCGAAUCGAUUAUGCCCUCACUGGCUGCGCCCGGGCCGCUCUCUCCCACCGCAGGGGGCGGACUGUGUGCGCAUGGACACUCAACUUCGCUGUGUAUGCAUGUUCAUGCCACCUCAUGUUGACUAGUAUGUUUAAUUUGUGCAAUCGUCGAUACCGUCGCUGUGUGUCCACUGUAUUUGUACAUCAUUACUGCAUUUCCUCAAUUAUGUGCGCUCCUGGCCGCGAUAUCAUACACAUCGACGAGC